GUCAGAAGGAAGUGGCUGUUUUGUGAACAUGGCGGUGCAGUGCUGGCUCGACUCGUUGAAAGCUACAAAGAAAACGGCUUUAAUACAGGAUGGAAAGAGAAAAGUGCAUUAUCUAUUUUCAGACGGCAAAGAGAUGGCAGAAGAAUACGACAUAAAGACAGAUGAAUUAAUUGUUCGAAAGUCGCGAGUGAAGAAUGCACUGGGUGCACAGAGACAAUGGGAAAUUGAAGUGGGGGAGCCUGGACCUUCCAUUUCAGGUGCCCAGGAGUCUCAGCUGAUAAAGGAAAAUAGCUCUAAUCCUGUGUUCGUGCGCAAAGACACCAAAACAUGUUUUCAGUGGAGAAUCCGCAACCUUCCUUAUCCCAAAGAGGUCUACAGCCUUUCUGUGGAGCAGACAGAACGUUGCUGCAUUGUCCGGACAACCAACAAAAAGUAUUUUAAGAAGUUCUCCAUUCCAGACCUAGACCGGAGCCAGCUGCCUCUGGAUAGCUCUGCUUUCAGCUUUGCCCAUGCUAACAAUACUUUGAUCAUCAGUUAUCAGAAGCCCAAGGAGAUUCUGCUGCUGGAACAGGAGCUUCUGAGAGAGCUGAAGAAGAUGAAGGCCACAAGUGAUGGAGAGGUAGACUGUAAAACACAAUGAUCUGCUCCUGAUAACUCACAGACGGGCCCAGAUGCAGGCCAUAGCCACAAAGUAUAGACUUUCAGUCUAAAAAUACAUGAUGGUAUAGCAUCUUUGUAUGCAUAUGCCAAUUUGCACAUUUUCUCUUGUUUUUUGCCUGUUUUUGUAUAGGGUGUAAGAAAAGAAAUAAAGUACUUUCCUGGCAAAUAUUU
Molecule: messenger RNA, 831 nt
Organism: Lepisosteus oculatus (spotted gar)
Lineage: Eukaryota; Metazoa; Chordata; Actinopteri; Semionotiformes; Lepisosteidae
Gene: dpcd
Product: deleted in primary ciliary dyskinesia homolog (mouse)
Source: RefSeq, a predicted model, not a curated record